Messenger RNA from Castor canadensis (American beaver), 2501 nucleotides. NCBI's taxonomy places the organism in Eukaryota, Metazoa, Chordata, Mammalia, Rodentia, Castoridae. The record is from RefSeq and is a predicted model, not a curated record.
GAGAACAGAUGGGCAGGUCCACAGCACUGCCAGAUUCUGCACGAGCUCCAUUUAUUGUUGCUUCUUGCUUUUUGCCUUCUGUGAUUUUUAAUUUUUUUUAAACAUUGUGUAUUCUAAGGAACUAGCUGCACAAGGGUUGGUGUGGCUGAUGCCCUUUUCAGCUUAGGUUUCAAAUGUAGAAGACAGAUUCAAAAUGCUAUCACUGUGCAUCUAAGAAGGAUGGGGCAGAUUUCAUUUUACCCUCUAGUCUCCCUCCAUGCAUGCACGGAUUUAUCUCUCUGCUAAGCUCUCUGCUCUGCAUCUGUAGCUCCUUGUGGAUUAUAUUGUCUCUGUGAUCAGAAAUGAUUUUCUCGGAUAUGAACACCGUUUCUGGCUCCCCUAAAGUGCAUCCUCCUAAUGGGACCCGGUUUUAUACUUUUCAAGAAUUUGCUGCACUGACAAAAGAAUUGAAUGCAUGCAGGGAACAACUUCUAGAAAAAGAAGAAGAGAUUUCUGAACUUAAAGCUGAAAGAAACAACACAAGACUGUUACUGGAGCAUUUGGAGUGCCUUGUCUCACGACAUGAAAGGUCACUGAGAAUGACGGUAGUGAAAAGGCAAGCCCAGUCCCCCUCGGGAGUAUCCAGUGAAGUUGAGGUUCUUAAGGCACUGAAAUCUUUGUUUGAGCACCACAAGGCCUUGGAUGAAAAGGUAAGGGAGCGACUGAGGGUUUCUUUAGAAAGAGUCUCUGCACUGGAAGAAGAACUAGCUGCUGCUAAUCAGGAGAUUGUUGCCUUGCGUGAACAAAAUGUUCAUAUACAAAGAAAAAUGGCAUCCAGUGAGGGAUCCACUGAAUCAGAACAUCUUGAAGGACUGGAACCCGGCCAGAAAGCCCACGAGAAGCGUCUGUCCAACGGCUCUAUCGACUCGACUGAUGAAACUAGUCAGCUAGUUGAACUACAGGAAUUGCUUGAAAAGCAGAACUAUGAAAUGGCCCAAAUGAAAGAACGUUUAGCAGCCCUUUCUUCCCGUGUGGGAGAGGUGGAACAGGAAGCAGAGACAGCAAGAAAGGAUCUCAUUAAAACAGAAGAGAUGAACACUAAAUAUCAAAGGGACAUUCGGGAGGCAAUGGCACAGAAGGAAGAUAUGGAAGAAAGAAUCACAACCCUGGAGAAGCGUUACCUCAGUGCUCAGAGAGAAUCGACCUCCAUACAUGACAUGAAUGAUAAACUAGAAAAUGAGUUGGCAAAUAAAGAAGCCAUCCUACGGCAGAUGGAAGAAAAAAACAGACAGUUACAAGAGCGUCUUGAGCUGGCUGAACAAAAGUUGCAGCAAACUAUGAGAAAGGCUGAAACCUUACCUGAAGUAGAGGCUGAACUGGCUCAGAGAAUUGCAGCCCUAACAAAGGCUGAAGAGAGACAUGGAAAUAUUGAAGAACGUAUGAGACAUCUAGAAGGUCAACUUGAAGAGAAGAAUCAAGAACUUCAAAGAGCUAGGCAAAGAGAGAAAAUGAAUGAGGAGCAUAACAAAAGAUUAUCAGAUACCGUGGACAGACUUCUGACUGAAUCCAAUGAACGCCUACAGCUGCACUUAAAGGAAAGAAUGGCUGCUCUGGAAGAGAAGAAUGUUUUAAUUCAAGAAUCAGAAACUUUCAGAAAGAAUCUUGAAGAAUCUUUACAUGAUAAGGAAAGAUUAGCAGAAGAAAUUGAAAAGCUGAGAUCUGAACUUGACCAAUUGAAGAUGAGAACUGGCUCUUUAAUUGAACCCACAAUAUCAAGAACUCAUCUGGAUACCUCAGCUGAGUUGCGGUAUUCAGUUGGAUCCCUAGUGGACAACCAGUCUGAUUACAGAACGACUAAAGUGAUAAGAAGACCAAGGAGAGGACGCAUGGGUGUGCGGAGAGAUGAACCAAAGGUAAAAUCACUUGGUGAUCAUGAGUGGAAUAGAACUCAACAAAUUGGAGUACUAAGUAGCCACCCUUUUGAAAGUGACACUGAAAUGUCUGAUAUUGAUGACGAUGACAGAGAAACAAUUUUUAGCUCAAUGGAUCUUCUCUCUCCGAGCGGUCAUUCUGAUGCCCAGACUCUAGCUAUGAUGCUGCAGGAACAAUUGGAUGCAAUCAACAAAGAAAUAAGGCUAAUUCAAGAAGAAAAAGAAUCUACAGAGUUGCGUGCUGAAGAAAUUGAGAACAGAGUGGCUAGUGUGAGCCUGGAAGGCCUGAAUUUGGCAAGGGUCCACCCAGGUACCUCCAUCACUGCCUCUGUUACAGCUUCAUCGCUGGCCAGUUCAUCUCCCCCCAGUGGACACUCAACGCCAAAGCUCACCCCAAGAAGCCCUGCCAGGGAAAUGGAUCGGAUGGGAGUCAUGACACUGCCAAGUGAUCUGAGGAAACAUCGGAGAAAGAUUGCAGUGGUGGAAGAAGAUGGUCGGGAGGACAAAGCAACAAUUAAAUGUGAAACACUCCCAAGCCCAGAGCAUAGAAUACCCCCUCCCUUCUUUCCUACACAAGAUGCCGACGGGAAG